AUGCCACCAAUUGCAACAGCCAACACAGAGCUAAGCACAAGACACUUACCAGACCUCUCGGACACAUCUGUCUCUUUCCAGAUCCCCGUUGAUUCCUCAUCCGCGGAGUUUCUGCUUGCAGAUAACAGUAGUGAUCUUGAUUUUCUGUGCGGAGCUGGCGGCGCCAGUUUCGCCACCAUUGCUCCUACUCCAGUCCGCGGACAAUUAAGGCUUGGUCACAUCACACCGAAAGCCACCUCGCAACUGUUAUCGCUAUCAAGAUCACCUAGUCCAAGUUCGUCAACACACCAGAAGAAUGACCACGGACCUUUACGGUUCAGACGUCAGAGCCCUGUCAAAGCGAACAAAAUGUCCCGCCUUCCUUCUAAACUAAAGGAGAUAGUACUUGACGGGCCCGCCGUCUCCGAGGAGCGCUUGGAGUCCUUGCGCGCAGAAGUGGGGACCCUCAACGAUGAUUAUGAUAUCUCCAUGCAGCCACCAGCGGUUGCGCGAUCCUCUGUUUUCCCUGUGUUAAAUGUUACGGCAGUACCAAAUUCAAAGUUAAAGCCGAGGACAAGAAUUAAUUCUGCAGUAGAAGGCGGCCGUAACACGAAGCUAGCAACACAAAGCAGGAUCCCUAUGUCAGCCGCUGACAAACUCGGUCCAGCUUCCAUUGCCGAACCAACUGUGCAGUCGUAUUCUACGUGGACGUCUGAGUCAGGAAACGUGGCCAUAGAUAUCGAACUCCAAGUUCCACCCGCAUCUAUGAGUGGUGUUAGUAAUAUGGUCUCAAACUCUAGCCAAAGCGUGACCGGACGGGUGGCUGAACGCCUCGUGUCUUACAGUCAAAAAUUAAUGACAUCGAUUAGCAUCUAUAAUCCCAGGACCGAAAAUUCUUUCACGGCAGGUACGGGCACUGGUGUUGCUAGAACGGAAGAACACAUCGAAACUCAACCUCCGCCUGAGGUCGACGUUGUGCACGCCCUAUGCUCACCGGACGCUUUGAGUCGUAACGAUUACCUAUUGAGGCUUUCAGAAAUUUCACCGCAGAAGUAUCACACACAAGCUAGCGCCUCCCCCGGUCAUCUAUCUACAGGAAGGCGGGAGCUAUCGUCCAUGAGGCCGGCUAGGAAGCGCCCAGCCACCGAGGAAGACUCCGCUUCGCAACAGCCAAGUGGCAGCAAGAAGUUUAAGGCGAAACCGUUGUCACAAAGCGCCGUUGCCAAGACUGGCCCGACCAAUUCGAUGAGGUCAUCCAGCCAAAUUCUUCGGCCAUCCACCCAGAAGAACCGCGCACAUGGAAGCGUACUUAUCAGUCGGAAUUCGCGGUGUCCGACGUCAAAGUUUCCAAGCGCGCGAACAAAGUACAAACCCAGACAGAACUUCCAGCGACAGGUGUCAUCCACAUCGAUUGCAUCAACGUCCCUGUGUGGUCGAGCGAUCUGCAAGGAGAAAGACAAAAAUGUUCAGGGACAGGAAGGGGGGGUCUCUACUAGUUGCGCGUCACAAAGCCGAACCUCGGGCAGUUCCCGGGUCCACUUUGACGCGGGACAUGUAGUCAGCAAGAAACCUGUGGCAGUUACGGGGCUCGAGCGGUUAGGACAAUCUAGACCUGGCCUUGUGCCACCCCUCGAGAAGACGCUGCCACCUGCCAACAUAACGAAGCCUAUUGCGUUUACGUUUCAUAUGGACGCUCGCGUUGAAGCGCGUAAAGCUGAGUUUGAGAAGCUUGCAGGCUCGGUUAACGAGGAGAGGGGGCACCGACAAAGGCAUCCUGUGCCCGAUUUCAAGGUACUACAUGAGGCUCACCAAGCGUCACUUGCAUGGCGUAAGGAACACAUCAUCCCGAUAGUUCCUGCACCACCGAUAGUCCUUAGCACCGAAAUUCGUGCCAGAGAGAGGGAGAAAUUUGACCAAAUGAUGCGAAUAAAGGAAGAGGAGAUUCAACAGGCAAAAGAGGAACGCCGAAGACAACGAGAUGCGGAAGAAGAAAGGGAGAUUAAAGAACUUCGCAAGCGAGCGAUUCCCAAAGCGAAUGAGAUUCCAGAGUGGUAUGCUGACAUGCCGAAGAAAGGAGGCAGUGUAGGAGGAUCUGGAUAG
This is a messenger RNA of Suillus subaureus, 2079 nucleotides long. RefSeq lists its product as uncharacterized. The record is from RefSeq and is a predicted model, not a curated record. The coding region runs from base 1 to 2079 and encodes 692 amino acids. The transcript is spliced from 4 exons. NCBI's taxonomy places the organism in Eukaryota, Fungi, Basidiomycota, Agaricomycetes, Boletales, Suillaceae.